This is a messenger RNA of Mesitornis unicolor (brown roatelo), 761 nucleotides long. It is a transcript of the gene SMAP1, whose product is annotated as small ArfGAP 1. Gene Ontology annotation, biological process: regulation of clathrin-dependent endocytosis. The transcript has 4 exons. NCBI's taxonomy places the organism in Eukaryota, Metazoa, Chordata, Aves, Mesitornithiformes, Mesitornithidae. The record is from RefSeq and is a predicted model, not a curated record. Gene Ontology annotation, molecular function: GTPase activator activity. The annotation marks the transcript as partial.
AUGGUCCAGCUGAGGCUUCGGUUGCAAACGGGGGCACUGCUGCCGUCACAGCGCUGAGCGAUGACCUCGAUAUCUUCGGUCCGAUGAUCUCCAACCCUUUACCAGCAGCGGCCGUACCUCCUGCGCAGAGCACUUCCACUAAAGCAGCAGCCGCCCCCUUGUCCGCAGCAUCGGGGGAUCUGGAUCUGUUCACGGAGCCAACGACGAAAUCCGAGGAGUCUGCGAAGAAACAGCUCUCCAAGGACUCCAUCCUGUCCCUGUACGGCACAGGGACCAUGCAGCAGCAGAACGCUCCGGGUAUGUUCAUGGGCUCGUCCUCUAUGCCGUUCACCACACAACCGUCGACUCAUUUCCAAGGCUUCCCAGCCAUGGGAGUUCCUGUGCCCGCAGCGACCGGGAUGAUGGGAAACAUGAUGGGACAGUCGGUGCCAGUGAUGGGACAGAGCACGGGCGUGAUGGUAGGCAUGGGAAUGCCCAACGGGUUCACUGGUACCACACAGACUGGUGUGAUGGGACUUCCUCAGAACGUCGUGGGACCUCCGGGCGGAAUGGUGGCACAGAUGGGGACACCGCAAAACAAGUACGGCCUGCAGCAAAACCAGCCAGCGCAGUGGGGCCUCUCGCAGAUGAACCAGCAAAUGGCAGGAAUGGCCCUCAGCACCCCCAGCCCCGCCAUGGGCUUUGGGCAGCCCCCCAGCACAGCCGCGGGGUGGACGGGGAGCUCCUCGGGCCAGACUCUCAGCACGCAGCUCUGGAAAUGA